AUGGGGUAUAUUAUAGCAGACAAUGAAUGCAAUAAAACAUUGGGAAUAUUUUGGAGAGCAAAUUCUGAUGCGUUGCAAUAUGUAGUGGAGAAACGAUUUAGGAAUUAUGCUGAUGUAACAAAGCGUGUGAUAUUGUCGAUAACAUCACAAAUAUUUGAUCCGUUAGGCUUACUGAGUCCUGUCAUCAUAAGAACAAAGAUUUUGCUACAAAGACUUUGGCAGUUGAAAUUAGCUUGGGACGAAACAAUUCCGAUAGAUUUGGCUACAACAUGGAAUGAAUUUUAUAAGCAAUUUGCAUGUCUUAAUGAAAUCAGGAUUCCCAGGCAAAUUGCAAUAUUAGAUGCUGUUAGAUUUGAGAUUCAUGGGUUUUCUGAUGCCAGUGAGCAAGCUUAUGGUGCCUGUUUGUAUCUUCGUUCCAUUAAUGCAGCUGGUAACAUUCUAGUACGUCUGAUUUGUGCCAAGUCUCGUGUAGCUCCGAUAAAGCAGAUUAGUUUACCGCGUUUGGAACUAUGCGGAGCUGUGAUAUUAGCUCGUUUAACAAAAAAGGUUAUUGCUGCGUUAGAUAUAAGUCCUGAUGAUAUAUAUUUGUGGACAGACUCUACAAUUGUGCUGGGGUGGAUUGCGGAACAGCCAAGUAGGUGGAAGGUUUUCGUGGCUAAUAGAGUCGCAGAGAUACAAGAACUCACUACAGGUUAUUAUUGGAAACACGUUGAAUCUGCCGACAAUCCAGCUGACAUCAUAUCGAGAGGCACACAACCUAUAUUGCUUAAAAACUUAGAUUUGUGGUGGUUAGGACCUCCAUGGCUUAGAGAUAAUCUAGACAAAUGGCCAAAAACUGAGCAUAAUAUGUAUACAAGUUCUAUUCCUGAACAACGAAAUGUUAAGUUUACUUUUACCAGCGUACUUAUCGAUUCUGAAAUUUUUACACGGUAUUCUUCAUUAUAUAAAUUAGUUCGGAUUGUAGCAUUAUGCUUUAGAUUUAGUAAAAACUCCAGGUGUACGGUAGGUAACAGGAAUUUUGGUGACAUAUCAAAUACAGAAUUUGACGAAGCAUUGUUAGCUUUGAUAAAGGUUAUGCAAGCCCAAGAGUUCAAAGACGAAAUACUAGCUAUACAUAGAUCUAACGAUUUACCAAAACAAAGUACUCUUAGGUCACUUGAUCCCUUUAUCGAUGCAGCGGGUAUUUUGCGCGUGGGUGGGAGACUUCGCAAUUCCAAUGAAACGUACGAUGUCAAAUUUCCCAUACUUUUACCUCAAAGACAUCCAUUGACUAGACUGAUAGUAUUAGAUCAGCAUCACAAACAAUUACACGCAGGGCCACAACUAAUUUUAGCCUCUUUACGACAGCGUUACUGGCCGAUAAACGGAAGACGUGUGGUUCGAAGUAUGUUAGCGAGAUGCGUAACCUGCUUUCGAGUCAAGCCUGGCAGUAUUAAGCAAAAAAUGGCUGAUCUGCCAGAAGACCGAGUAAGGUCUAGUAGACCUUUUCUAGUUUCAGGCGUCGAUUUUGCAGGUCCGUUCAAUCUAAAAGACGGUAAACUACGAAAUCGCGCUAUUAUAAAGAGUUAUAUGUGCUUAUUCGUAUGCUUGUCGACCAAGGCAGUGCAUAUAGAGCUCGCAGGCGAUUUAAGCAGUAGUUCAUUUUUAAAUUGUCUAAAAAGGUUUGUGUCAAGACGAGGUAUAUGUACUCGAAUGUAUUCCGACAAUGCAACUAAUUUUGUUGGGGCGAAUAACGAGCUGAAAAAAGUAGAAAACUUUUUAAAAUCCGUGGGACAAGAUAAAGAAUUUUAUAAAUUUUGUCAGCAAUCCCACAUUGACUGGCGGUAUAUUCCUCCUCGAUCACCUCAUCACGGAGGUCUCUGGGAAUCCGCUAUUAAAUCAGCAAAACAUCAUAUAGCGCGGGUUAUAGGUAAUACAAUUUUAACUUUUGAAGACAUGAGCACCGUGCUUACACAGAUAGAGGCGGUUCUAAAUUCCCGACCCCUAACCCCUCUAUCCUCUAAUCCAAAUGACUUCCUUGCUCUUACGCCUGGUCAUUUCCUCAUCGGAGACGCAUUAAACGCACUCCCACAACGAUGUGUGAAAGAAGAGUUGUCAAAUCGUCUAGAUCAAUACCAUUUGAUUCAAAAGAUGUACCAGCAGUUUUGGUCGAGGUGGUCAUCAGAGUAUCUGGCGGUUCUACAGCAACGUAUGAAGUGGAAGAAGUCCUGUCAGAACUUGGAAGUGGGCACUAUGGUCAUUCUGAGGGAAGAAAACGCCGCACCGCUGAAUUGGAAGCUUGGACGGAUCGUCGAGCUUCACCCAGGACAGGAUGGAUUAGUGCGAGUUGUUAGUGUGCGUACUAGUACCGCAGUGAUAAAGAGGUCGGUACAAAAGUUAUGCGCUCUUCCAAUCGAGGUCGACCCUUCUAAAACCAUCUCAUAG
Messenger RNA from Sitophilus oryzae (rice weevil), 2424 nucleotides. RefSeq lists its product as uncharacterized. The transcript has a single exon. Gene Ontology annotation, biological process: DNA integration. The record is from RefSeq and is a predicted model, not a curated record. Lineage: Eukaryota; Metazoa; Arthropoda; Insecta; Coleoptera; Curculionidae. Gene Ontology annotation, molecular function: nucleic acid binding. Bases 1 to 2424 code for a protein of 807 amino acids.